AUGGCACAAACCACAUCCCAAAUUCCUGACCAAGGACACGGCGACAUCGCCGUCGUCGGAUACUCCUUUAGACUCCCACAAGAUGUAAACGAUGACUUGAGCUUCUGGGAUGUCUUGGAGAAUCGACGAAAUUUGAUGACCAGCUGGCCUGAGUCUCGCAUGAAUGCACAGUCAUUCUUGGACACAAAACCAGACAAGGGAGCACACUUCAUCACAGAGGACAUUGCUGGCUUUGACGCACCUUUCUUUUCGGUAACAGCGAAGGAAGCUGCGGCAAUGGAUCCAAUGCAACGAUUGACUCUGGAAGCUUCAUAUCGGGCUUUUGAGAAAGCCGGAUUCCCUACCGAAAGCCUAAAGGGAUCACAGACUGCCGUCUUCCAUGCCUCCAUGUUAGAAGACUAUGCGAGACUGACAGCAAUGGAUCCGGAUAACGCAGAGCGAACAGCCAUUACUGGUGGUACAGUCUCCUGCGUGAUCCCCAACCGUGUCAGUUGGUAUUUCGAUCUGCGUGGACCGAGCGUUCACGUCAACACGGCAUGUUCCAGUAGUUUGGUAGCAGUGGAUAUGGCGUGUAAGACAUUGCGUAGCGGCGAUGCAUCAUGUGCCCUUGUUACCGGAGCCAACCUGCUGCUGGACCCUGCCAUUUUCCAUCUGCUGUCGAGCCAGAAUUUCCUGUCGCCGGACAGUCGCUGCUACAGCUUUGACCACCGCGCGAGUGGAUAUGCCAGGGGUGAAGGCAUCAUUGCCGUCGUUCUUAAGCCAAUCGCUGCAGCCGUCCGAGAUGGUGACAUGAUCAGGGCCGUUAUCCGCGCUACGGGCUCAAAUCAGGAUGGAUACACUCCGAUCUUGACGCAGCCGAGUCAGAACGCGCAACAACAGCUUAUUGAGCAUGUAUACAAGCAAGCCAAUCUUCCGCUCACCGAAACGCGAUACGUUGAGGCACAUGGAACGGGAACUCCGGUAGGAGAUCCGAUUGAAGCAAGGGCUAUAGGGAGGGUAUUCCGAAAAUACCGGUCUCAGGAAGAGCCGCUGUACAUUGGCUCCGUCAAAUCAAACAUUGGCCAUCUUGAAGGUGCCAGUGGCUUAGCUGGUUUACUGAAAGUCGUUUUGAGUUUGGAGAGGGGCGUAAUCCCCCCUAAUGCACUCUUUGAGAAGAUCAACCCUGCUAUAGACGCAGACUUCUGGCACAUCUCGAUCCCAACUGCAAGCGUCUUCUGGCCCAGCCAAGGCCUGCGCAGAGCCUCCGUCAACUCUUUCGGUUUUGGUGGCUCCAACACUCACGUCGUAAUCGAUGAUGCGCUACAUUACUUGCGCGAGAGAGAUUUACCUGGCAAUCACUGCACAGUUACAAUUCAUAAGAAUGUAGCUGGUAGAUUGGUAUCGCCGCAAUCGCCGAUUAUCGAUGGCCCUCUGGAAGACUUUUCCGAUUCUGAGCUCUCAGUUGACUCCGAGAAGACCGCAAAUACCAAAGCAUCUUCACAGUCUUCUACCACAGAACGUCUUCCAAAGCUGCUUGUGUGGUCUGCUGCAGACGAACAGGCAACCAAACGCUCUAUACAUGACUACGAGCUCUUCUACAAUGAGAAAAUCGUAGGCGAUCGUAUCAAGCUCGAUCGCCUGGCUUACACGUUGGCCGCUCGCCGGACACAUAUGCUCUGGAGAAGUUUCUCCAUUAUUGGAAACGACCAAGAUGGCAAAGCGAGCCUUGAUACCGCGAAGCCUAUGAGAAGCUCAGCAGAUGCAACACUGGCGUUUGUGUUUACUGGACAGGGAGCCCAAUACACAGGCAUGGGAUGGGACCUCGUGAAAUAUCCCGUUUUUGCAGAUACCCUCCAGAGGAUUGAUAAAGUCUACGAGAGCCUUGGAUGCACAUGGUCUAUCUUCGAUGAAUUGCGUUCCAGUAAGAACAUCGACCUGCCACAGUACAGCCAGCCCUUGUCCACAGCAGUUCAAAUUGCCCUGUUGGAAUUGCUGGCUAGUUUUGGUAUUGCUCCCAAGGCUGUAGUCGGCCACUCUUCAGGAGAGAUUGCCGCUGCGUACGCCAUUGGUGCAUUGUCGUUGGAAUCUGCCUGCAAAGUCUCCUAUUUCAGGGGUCAACUUGCAGGAAAGCUCAGGGCCAACAAUGCUUCAUCUCCUGGCGCAAUGAUGUCAAUCAAUUUGGCCGAGGCGAAUGUCCCAGGAUAUCUCGCUGCAAUUGGUGACGAAUUUUGCUCUGUUUGUGUAGCUUGCAUCAACAGUCCUCUCAACUGCACAUUGUCAGGUCCUGAAACGGCCAUUGACGCCAUCAAGGCACAGGCUGAUAAGGAUGGAAUCUUUGCUCAAAAGCUCAAAACUGGAGUCGCCUACCACUCACCAGCAAUGGAAGCCAUUGCCGAAGAGUACAUUACUAGGAUGGGAUCACUGGAGGGUGCUUCUCGCCAGGACCUCAAAGUUGCCAGCGCUAUUCCCAUGGUUUCAUCGGUUUCGGGCAAAAUUGUCCGCCCGGCUGCUCUGAAGACUGGUCAAUAUUGGGUCAACAACAUGGUCUCCCCAGUUCGUUUCGCAGAUGCCGUGCAACUACUCACCCAAGAGCCUUCAAAGGUCAAGAUUGGGCUGAGCAACGUCACUGAUCUGAUUGAGAUUGGAUCCCAUCCGGCGUUGCGACGUGUGGCCCAAGAUACUAUCCGCCAAACUGGAAACAAGAAGCAGCAAAUCCGCUACCAUGCUGCUCUACAGCGAUCACAUCCUCCUAUCCAGACGACUCUGGAGCUUGUGGGACAGCUGUUCUGCUUAGGACAUAGUGUUUCCAUCUCUGCCGUCAAUCAGGAGUCGGGUGUCGACUCCAAGGAACAGGCAAGGAAGCCUGCUUUCCUAGUUGAUACUCCCGACUACCCGUUCGACAGAUCCCAAAAGUACUGGGCCGAGUCUCGCAUCAGUCGGGACUACAGGCUUCGAGGCAAGGUAAACGGCGAUUUUCUCGGAGCCCGUGCAUCUGACUGGAACCCUCUUGCUCCUCGCUGGAGGAAUUUCCUGAGUGUCGAGUCCGUUCCGUGGGCUGGUCACCACAAGAUCAGUGACACAGCGCUCUAUCCCGCAGCUGGUAUGCUUGUCAUGGCUAUUGAGGCUGUCCAACAGAUGGUCCCCAGUGAUGGUCAAGUUUCAGGCUUCCUGGUCAAACAAGCCGAUUUCAUUAGCCCUAUACUUGUGCAGGAGACGUGGGAGGAUAGAACUGAAACCCAAGUUCACCUCCGCUCAGUAGAUUUGCAAAAGAACCACAACAAGGAUAACUCUCUUGGAUUCGAGGUUGAUAUCUUUUCAUAUACUCGUGAGAGUUGGGUCAAAUGUUUCAGCGCCAGCAUUCAGGUUGAUUAUAAUGAAUCAACAAGUGCCAGCGAGCGCAGGCAGCUGAGAGAUAGCAAGAUUCAAAAGCAGUUUAGUCAAGCUGAAGAAUCAUGCGUCUGGCCAGUUGAUCCCGCUGUCUUGUACCGCGAUGCCGCAGAUGUUGGUUUGCAAUACGGCGACUGGUUCCAACUCGUCCAAGAUGCACGAUGGGAUGCAAAGGCCACUGCUGUAGCCUCAGUCGACGUAUCCAAGGAUAGAUAUAAAACGAACAGUCUGGUGCACCCUGCUGUGCUUGAUCAGGCUUUCCAUGUAUUGCGUGUCAGCUCUGGUCAGCAGUUUGCUGCCAACGUUCCAAUUCGCCUACUGGAUGCCUGGUUUGCAUCUUCUCCGAAAUGGCAGACUCCAGAUACCGGCUCUAUCCGAUGGAUCUCGACAUCUACUUCGGCUGUAGCUUUUGAAGAUGCUCAGGGGCAUGGCGAACGCGGAACUCUUGCUGCUCUCGCUGACGAUGGCACAGUUCUCUGCACGAUUGAGCAGGCCAUCACAGCAGCUGUCUCAAACGAGACUGCGUCGAAAGACAAGAAGUUACUGUACAGCACUGAGUGGAAACCUCAAAUUAGUCUGCUUGAACCCCAGCAGCUGUCUCUUGUAUGCAAAGCAGAUCCAUCUGAGAGAGACGAGACAACCGUGGUUAGAAAUCACGCCAAAAUUUGCUCAGCUUUGGAUCUCGUCUCCGUUCGCGUACUUCAGAGAUUGGAUCGUGCUAAGAUUCCCGACGCCCUGGCUCGUCACGUUGAGUGGAUGGAGCAUCAUGUCAGCAAUAUGACUCCCGAAGAUAGACUUCUUGGGGAAAAUAUCAGCGACGAAGACCUUGAAGCUCGGCUUAUUGAAGUCGAAGAGGUGUUACCAGCUUGGAAGCUGUACACAACUUGUGCGCGGAAGCUCCCCCAGAUUCUCACCGGAGAGAUCGACCCGCUUCAAGUCGUCUUUGAAUCAGAUCAAGCAGAGAUCUUUUAUGCCGACCUCUUCCAGAAGCUGUGCCAGGACGGCCGUCUGGGUACAAUCUUAGAUCUAGUCUCCCACGAGACUCCGACACAGCGUAUUCUGGAAGUGGGUGCCGGUACUGGUGGUAUGACUGGCCACGUUCUGUCUCUUCUGCAGCAGCGUGAGGAGCGAACUGGUGGUUCCAGUUUCGCUGAAUACACUUACACUGACAUAUCUCCGAUGUUCUUUGAGAGAGCAGGCGAUAGAUGGCCCCAUCUCAAGGCCCAGGGUCGUUUGACGUUUAAGACCUUUAAUCUGGACAAGCCUAUUGAGGACCAAGGCUUCCAGACUGGAUCCUACGAUAUCGUUGUUGCCGCCAGUGUGCUCCACGCAACUCCUUAUCUGGAGGCAACGGUUCGCAACGUCCGUAGGGCUUUGAAGCCUGGAGGCCGCCUCAUCCUUCUCGAGGUCAUCAACCCUGAUGACAUCGCCACGAACUUCAUGGCUGGUCUGGUACCUGGCUGGUGGGUAGCUCGAGAGGAAUGGAGACCUCAUUCUGCAGCAGUCCCUGAGCAUCUGUGGGAUAAGUGCCUGCGAGAUAAUGGCUUUUCAGGCAAUGAUGUGAUUCUUCGGGAUUUCAAGAGCGAUUCGUGCCAUAUUAUGAGCAUCCUCAUCUCAACUGCGGUCGAAGAGCCCGAGUUGGCCCCUGAGAUCAAUUCCGGAAAGCUCAUCAUUGUUGUGGAUGAGCAAAAGUCUUACCGACAAACUCGGCUUGCUGAGCUUGUGCAGAAGGAGUUGGAUCCCGAAGGCACCAAGGCUUUGAGCAUUUGUGCUUUCUCUCUCGAUGAGCUUUCCAAGUCUCUUAGCGACUUAACUCCAGACGACGUCGUUGUCUGUAUUGCUGAAGUUCAUAAUCAACCACUGCUCUCUAAGCUCAGCGAAGAAAGCUUCAAGUGUCUCCAGUAUCUUGUGGGCAACACUACUAAGCUUCUCUGGGCAACAGCUAGUAGUACUGAUAGCGAGGAUUAUGCCAGCUACGGUAUAAUGCAAGGCUUCUUCCGCGCUAUUCGAGCCGAGCAGGCCGAUAGCCAUAUCAUUUCGCUUUCCAUCGAAGGCAAGGUGGACUCUCUCAAGACGGCACAGUUCAUUGCAAAAACGUUCCGCGCUAGCUUUGAAUCCCCGUCGUCUAAGGAGCUCGAAUACCUUGUGAGAGACGGACUUUUGAUGACUGGCAGAGCAAUUGAGGAUGUGUCUGGAAACGACAAACUUGCUUCUUUGACAUCUCGCCAGCUGCAACAUAAAGCGUGGUACGACGGACCUGCUCUACAGCUCUCUAUUGGAACCCAUGGUGUUCUGGAUACACUACGAUUUGUACGUGAUACAAAGUAUGAUACUGACUUGGGCCCGAAUGAGGUGGAGGUUGACGCCAAAGCCUGGGGUCUCAGCCAAAAGGAUCUCCAAAGCGUCAUGGACCGUCAGGAUUUCCACCAUGGCCUUCAACUGGGAGCCGAAUGUGCUGGUGUUGUUACUCGUGUUGGACGUGAUUGUGAUGCCUCUAUCAAAAUCGGCGAUCGUGUCUGUAUGGUGGCACCCGGGUGCAUGCGACAGUAUCCCCGAGGAAACGAAAAGGCCGUCUACAAGAUUCCAGAAGCGAUGUCGUUUGAGGUAGCAACAUCCAUGCUCGUCCCAUCCAUGACGGCUUAUCACGCCUUGAUCAACGUUGGUCGUUUAGAGAGAGAGGAGAAGGUUAUCAUUCACAAAGCUGCCAGUACUGUGGGCCAGGCUGCUGUGCGUAUUGCCCAGAUGCAAGGUGCCGAAAUCAUUGCUACCUUCUCAACCCCCUUGGAGCGAGACACUCUCACUAAGACCAUGGGUCUAUCCGAGGACCAUAUUUUGGACAGUGCCGACAUUGAUUUCACUCAAGCUGUGAUGCAGUUGACUGGCGAGUACGGUGUGGACGUUGUUUUCAACCAGCUUGCCGGCGAGGACGUAGUCCGGGCCUCUUACGAGUGCCUGGCCGCUGGAGGACGAUUCCUCGAUAUCAGUCGCCAUACUCGUGAUGCCAAUAGCGCUCUUUCUAUUAGCACCUUUGACAGAAACACCAGCUUCUCCGUCAUUGAUGUAUUUGAUUUGAACCCGAGAACGAUUGGUACGCUCAUGAAGAAAUCGAUAGAGCUCAUGGAGCAAGGGCACAUUCAGGCCACGCAGCUUCAAUGUUUCAAUGCAUCAGAAGUUGAAGGAGCUUUCCAAGAACUUCAGAAGAGUGAAAUCUCUGGCUGUAUCAUCAUCAAGCCCCAAGCUGAGGAUGUAGUUCCGAAAUUCAUCCAAGAGCAGCAGUCGUGGAAGUUUGACGCAAACGCGUCCUACAUGAUUGCUGGAGGAUCCGGAGGCCUCGGUCGAGCCAUCGCAAAGUGGAUGGUUGACAAUGGUGCAAAGAAUCUCAUUAUCCCAUCUCGAUCAGGAGCUGCAUCCAAGGCUGCCCAAGAAGUGGUAGAAGAACUGACAGCUCGGGGUGUCAAGAUCGUGACGCCUAAAUGCGACGUGGCGUCGGAAGCAGAUCUUUCAGAUGCGCUGGAUGAGUGUUGCCGUACCAUGCCACCCAUCAAGGGCUGUAUCAACGCGGCCAUGGUUCUUCAAGAUGCCGUCUUCCAAAGCAGCAUGACUUUUGAGCAGUGGAACUUGACCAUGCGCUCUAAGGCUCAAACUUCCUGGAACUUGCACCGCUUCUUGCCCAAGGAUCUGGAUUUCUUCAUCAUGCUCUCUUCCAUUGCCGGUGUCAUUGGCCAGAUGGCCAGUGCCAACUACUCUGGAGGGUGCACAUACCAAGAUGCUCUCGUGAGAUAUCGUCUCGCACACGGCCAGACUGCGCUUUCUCUUGAUAUCGGUUGGAUGCGUAAUGUUGGUAUCGUUGCCGAGAACAGCGCGUAUCAACGACAGCGUCAAUCCCUCGAGGAUAUGAAGCAGAUCGAAGACACCGAGUUGCUCGCCGCCUUGACCAUGUACUGCGAUCCAGACUCUCCGCUCUCCCAGACAGUGGCUCAGGCCAAGGGCCAAGUCCUCCUGGGACUAAAUACUCCCGCUGAUCUCCUCGUGAAAGGCCGCAGCCCUCCACAGCUCCUGGACCGGCCGCUGUUUGCCCCCUUCUCCUUCAUCGCCGACUCUGGCGCUGCAGCUGCUAACGGCGCAAACAGCAACGGGGAAGCGGCAGCCGGGAUUCGUUUCAAACAGACUUCAGACUCAGGAGAGCGCAGCGACAUUGUGCUUCGCGCCCUGGCUGCCAGACUGGCGCGUGCCAUGUCCAUCUCGUCUGAUGAUGUCGAGUCUAACAAGACGCUGUCGCACUAUGGCGUUGAUUCUCUCAUGUCUGUUGAUUUGAGGAACUGGCUUGGACGGGAAUUUGGUGCUACGCUUUCUGUUUUUGAAAUCAUGGGCGGCUCUUCUAUUGCGAAGAUUGUGGAUUUGGUGGUUGAGCGAAGCGUGACUGGUGAAAAAUAAAAGUUGGAUGACGUGCGUAUAAACGCCAGCAAUUCUUAUCUUAUAGAUCUUGAUAGAAUACAAAAUACACU
Molecule: messenger RNA, 7871 nt
Organism: Trichoderma harzianum CBS 226.95
Lineage: Eukaryota; Fungi; Ascomycota; Sordariomycetes; Hypocreales; Hypocreaceae
Exons: 10
Coding region: 1-7800 (2599 amino acids)
Biological process (GO): secondary metabolite biosynthetic process; fatty acid biosynthetic process
Molecular function (GO): fatty acid synthase activity; 3-oxoacyl-[acyl-carrier-protein] synthase activity; oxidoreductase activity
Source: RefSeq, a predicted model, not a curated record